UCUUCGGCUCAGCGUCCUAUGCUGUGCUUUUGUUCAUCUCUCUGAUGGCAAUCAGCUCUCAACAAUUGUGUCUUUGAAAACACAGGCAGCUUUAAGUGUUACGGAACAGAAAAACAGCAUCACAAUCCAGGGUUCAAAUCUGAGAUGUGGAUACGUGAAAUUGUGACCUUCAUAUACGUAACGGCUGUUGCAGAAGUAGGGGCGGGUACAUGGCUGAUCUAUUUUUCAAGAAAGGACAUUUGCGUUUGGGCUGGGACCACAUUAACACUGCCAUGCCGUUACGACUACCCCUCACCCUACAGCUCAACACAAGUGAUGUGGUUUCAAAUCUCCGCAGAGGGCAAACGGGAGAUCGCCUACCAUUCAGAUGGGAACACUAUGAGUCCCUCAUUCAGGGACAGGGUCAAAUACAUGGGAGGCCACAAAAGAUGCAGUUUACAGAUCACAAACGUGAAACUGAGCGAUGCAGGAACGUACCAUUUCAGAUUCGAGACAGACCACCAGCAGGGCAGAUGGACGUCACCUGAUGCUAUCAGUCUCUCCGUCACAGAUCUUCAGGUUCAUGUACAUCCGUCAAGAAUAAGCAACAUGUUUGCUGCUGGAGAGACGGUUUUUGUAAGCUGUGUGGCCCGAGGCUGUGGCGCCCCUGGCAGGAACCUUGCCCUUUAUCGCAACGGAGUCAACCUGGGGCAGUCCAGCAAGCCAUCGGCCAUCUAUAACUUUAACAGCCCAAAUGCAGGUACCUACACCUGCCGACCAAUUCCCCCUCAAAACGUUCAGUCACCUGGUGUCGUCCUGGCUCUUGGCUAUGCUCCACGAUAUACCACGGUAAACAUCAUCCCUCAGGAAGCGGUCCGAGAGGGCGAUUCAGUGACUCUGACUUGUAGCAGUGAUGGAGCUCCACCAGUAGAAAGUUUUGCAUGGUUUAAGGAAGGAGAAAGCGGAAGUGUGCCAGACAGUUUUAAUCCUGAGCUGAGAUUGUGGAGUUUGGAUUACAGGGACCACGGAGAAUACUUCUGUGAGGCCCGCAACACGCUCGGCACAGACCGGUCCAGACCAGUUUUACUGAAUGUUACCUACCCCCCAAAGAACACAAGAGUCUUGAUCAGUCCUAAAGGAGAUGUCAUGGAAGGGUUUGCCGUCAAUUUGACCUGCAGCACCAACGCCAACCCUCCCGCAGAGAAAUACGCCUGGUACAAAAUGAACGGUGGUCAGCCCUGGACCAAAGGUGCUGCUCAAAAUCUCACCUUCCUUAGUGUGCGUUCCCAUCAUGCUGGGCAAUACUACUGUACCGCAUGGAACGUGUUUGGCAUGGGGACAUCGCCCACUGUUUCCCUUUCUGUGUUUUAUGCCCCUAAAAACACCUCUGUACUGGCUCGUCCCUCCCCUGUGAUCGACGCGGGCAGCUCACUGACGCUGACCUGCAGCAGUCAGGCAAACCCAGCGGUGGAGAACUACACCUGGCACCGGAUCAAUGCGGCUGACGCCUGGGAAACUCGAUCGGGUCCCAGCUACACCAUUGCUGAGGUCAGCCCUGGAGCCAGCGGACAGUACUACUGCGUGGCCCGCAACCGCAUUGGAACGAACAGUUCCCCCAUUCUUACUGUAAAAGUUCGGGGCCGACUGAAAGUGAUUGCAUUGGCGUCUGCAGUGGGCGUCUCUGUGGGACUCAUCUCACUAACAGUGGUUGUCAUGAUCAGUAAAAACAUGCAUCGUGUGGAUAAUGAAAAUUUAGCAGAUGAUAAACAGUGUUCACCAGAAGGUGAUUUACCAAUGAGCCAAACCCACUUUAGUGAAUCAAUAUCAGAGACAUUUCUCCUCAAGGCCACAAAAAUGUCAGACAUUCCGGAGGAGCCAGAUGAGAUGUAUGAAAGUAGUCAUCCCUCCAUCAUGCCCUUAAAAGAAGCUGCGCAGAGCACAGAGGAACCAGAAAAAUUCAACUACAUUACGGUGCAUUAUUCACGCACACCCAGUAUGGACCAGGUGAAGGUUACAAACCUAUCUCCAGAUCGUGAGAAGAAACUGAAAGAUGACCCAAGUGUUUAUACUCUUCUUACCAAGCAGCCGCGACAAGAUCAAACAUGUGACAACAGUUUGGGAUAUUUUUAAAGCGACAAACCUUAAGUAUUUAUGGACUUUUAAAAUGCUUGUUGUUCACAACAUCAGUAAAAUGUAACACUAGACAGUACUGGAAAAAUCUUGCUCAUAUAUGCAGUGAGUUUGGUUGUUUACUUCAAUUGUGUGUCCAUCUGUUUGUUUAAGUAAAAAUCCAGAUAUACAGAAAUCCAGAGAUAUGUUGUCAAAAAUAUUCUUAGAUUUAUUAAUCUCAUCAUGAAAAGUUUAUUCCACUUACUGUAAAAAAAUUCAUUACAAUUCAGUAGACAAAUUGUUUUAGUGGUUUCAUACAAAAAGCUCAAAUAAAUUUCUUACCAACUUCA
Messenger RNA from Paramisgurnus dabryanus, 2438 nucleotides. RefSeq names its product B-cell receptor CD22. Lineage: Eukaryota; Metazoa; Chordata; Actinopteri; Cypriniformes; Cobitidae. The record is from RefSeq and is a predicted model, not a curated record.